CGUAUGGUAUGUCAGUGCUGCCGUUGAACCUGAUUAAAGGGACACGCAGUGUGGUGUACGAGCGUCUGGAGAACACUGAAGAUAUUGAAGAGGUUGAACACCAGGUGGAAAAGAUCAAAGCCAAGUGUGAGGACGGGCGUCCUCUGUCGUCGCGGGACCGUCGUAACCUCCAGGAGUUUGAGGACAAGCUACAGGUGCUCCAGAGGAGGGGAAGGCACCUGGAGAUAGCAGAGAGUCACUGCUGCACCAAGGUUGGAUCUGCUCUCAGACCACUCAAGAUUCUGCUGGGAAUUUUCUUCAUCCUGUUCGCUCUGCUGUUUGUUGUCGCUCUGUUCAUUUCAAAUUUGGACAAAGCUCUUCACUCUGCUGGCAUCAGUUCUGGCUUCAUGGUGUUUGGCACCAACCUCACCAACCCUCUGAAUGAACUCCUGCUGACUCUACAGCCUGUGUUCCCGUUGGAUUAUGUCCUGAUCACUGUCAUCACCAUGUACUUUGUGUUCACCUCCAUGGCCGGCAUCAGGAACAUGGGCAUCUGGUUCUUCUGGAUACGGCUGUACAAGAUCAGACCCAAGAGAACCCGUCCCCAGGCCCUCCUCUUCCUCUGCAUGAUUCUACUGCUGAUUGUCCUUCACACCAGCUUCAUGAUCUACAGCCUGGCCCCGCAGUACGUCAUGUACGGUAGCCAGAACUACCUGCUGCAGAGCCCGAUGCCACUAGGGAAUAAUACCACUUGGACUACCAAGACCUGCGAUGCCGACGCACCUCAAGACGAAUGCACAGUGACGAGAUCGUACCUUUUCCUCCACAAGUUCUGGUUCUUCAGUACCAUCUACUACUUUGGUAACUGGGUGUUUAUCGGGGUUUUCCUCAUCGGCCUGUUGGUGUCAUGUUGUAAGGGGAAGAAAUCAGUGAUCGAAGGAGAGGUGGAGGCAGACGACUCUGACAUGAGUGAAGACGAAUACGUCCACUGACAAGACCACAGCCUGCCAGACCUGGGUUCAAAUACUAUUUGAAGUCUUUUAAAUACUUUUGAGCAUUUGCUUAAGUCUGCCUGGGAGUGCCGGGUGGGCGGGGUUUGCAUGUUCUGGACUUUUCUAUGGGUUCACCUGCAAAAGGCAAGCUUAAUCAAAUACAAUUUAAGUAUUUGAAAUUAUUUUAAACAGUGUGCCCUAAUGAAUAUGACCCAGGUCUGCUACCUGCAUGGACCAGCAGACAUUUAAACCGGAUUGGUUUCUGUUACAUCUGGUUUGCUGUAACAUAAUAAUUUGACAUUUGGAUUGUUCAUACAAUGCAGUAAAACAUGAAUUUGAACUUUUGUUUUCUGGUUCUGCCUGAGAUCGGUUCAUAUUACACACCGUUGUGUUGAUACUGAUUUAUUAUAACAGGAGAGAGUGAUUGUGAGGUUGCUUUUUUCUAUUAGGGAAACUUUUUGUUUUUUGUUCAGUCAGGUGUCUUUUUUCAAAGCAGUAUGUAAACCCUUAUUGCAUCCCAAAUGGCACCCUAUUUCAUAUAUAGUGCACUUCUUUUGACCAAAACCCUAUUAGACCCUGGUCAAAAGUAGUGCACUAUAUAGGGAAUAGUGUACCAUUUUGAGAUGCAACCCUCUUUGUAUUACUAUGGGUAUGUGCCUGUUGUUUAAAAUGUCAUCUCCACCAAUUCCAUGUGUUUAUGUUUCCAAAAAGAAAGAUUUAGUGUUGCAAAAUUCUGGUAUCUUUUCCAAAAUGAGAGGAUUCUGAAUUUCCUGCUUAUUUCCCUCACUAUUCUGGGAAUCUUCAAAUGGAGAAUAAAAAUACAUAAAAACCAGGUCAUUUGGGGAAAGUUACCAACGUUUUGCAACCCUAAGAAAGAUCCUUGGCUGAUAACCAAACGGUGGGUUAUUAAACGACCUUCACCCUGUCAUACUGGAUGUUUUGGAUCCUGAGAAGAGAAGAUGUUGUCGGGGAAACAUAUUCCAGGCUUACUUUGUUUCUUAUUUUAACUCAGCACAUUUUUGUUGUCAUGUACAUUUCUGUAAUAUAUGGCUGGAUAAAUGUUUAUUUAAGCCUUUAACAGAUUUAUUAUUUUUAAGAUUACUAACUUAAGCACAUUCAGCAUGUUAACUUACAGCAACAAAUAUGGACAUGUAUUUGAUACCAUAUUGAUAAUGCACAUUGCUGAGUUAAAAUCUAUAUUCUCUUAUCCCUGAUUUUGGUAGUGUUUGGUCGGGCUUAACUUGACUAACUGUUAUUGCGUUGAUGGAUUGAUUUGCUGUAAAGUUAUCUUAACAUGAACUGAGCAUAAUAUCACUUGACUACUGAUCACCAUGUCAAUUUACUUUAUGAAUUUGGAAUAAAAUAUGAAUUCUGAAUUGAU
Salvelinus namaycush (lake trout) is the source of this 2352-nucleotide messenger RNA. RefSeq names its product lysosomal cobalamin transport escort protein LMBD1-like. Gene Ontology annotation, biological process: protein localization to vacuole. Lineage: Eukaryota; Metazoa; Chordata; Actinopteri; Salmoniformes; Salmonidae. Bases 9 to 971 code for a protein of 320 amino acids. Gene Ontology annotation, cellular component: vacuolar membrane. The transcript has 10 exons. The record is from RefSeq and is a predicted model, not a curated record.